Messenger RNA from Pyrus x bretschneideri (Chinese white pear), 3774 nucleotides. RefSeq lists its product as uncharacterized. The record is from RefSeq and is a predicted model, not a curated record. The transcript has 2 exons. NCBI's taxonomy places the organism in Eukaryota, Viridiplantae, Streptophyta, Magnoliopsida, Rosales, Rosaceae. Bases 1127 to 3379 code for a protein of 750 amino acids.
ACUUUUUCUCUGCAAUUUCCGCUUUUGCUUAAGUGCUUUUCUGGUUUUGUUCAAUUUUGGGAAAUGGCACAGAGCUAGGGUUUGUGAAAUUUUCUGAAAUUUUGAAAGUGCUAAGUUUCAGAACUUUCCCACCCAACAAAAUGAAGGUUUGUCUCAGAAGUUCAGACGAUGUUAUUGAAACCCUAAAAGCUAUGUUUCUGUGAACUCACACAGAAAUCUUGUAGUUUUUCAGUAAAAAGCUUUGAGCUUUCUGAGUUGGUAAAUUCUGAUCAUUAUUUUCUUGGGGACUAUUUCCUCCAAGUGGGUUUUGGGAUUUUUUUUGAAGGGUUUUUUCGAAAAGAUGGCUUUUGUUUUGUUGCAUUUUGUUUAUGAUUUGACAUAUUGUAUGCAUUGGGGAAGCUUGAUUAAGGUCAUGUUUUGUUGAAUUUCUUGUAAGAGUGUGCAAUGGUAUGCCAAAUCUGGCUUUCUUAAUUGCUUAGAUCUGUUGGAAAUUGUUGGGGAAAUGCUGUGUUAAGGAGUUCUCUUGGUGUAGUUCCAAGUGUUUGAUGAAAACACAUGCCUAGCCCUUUGUAAUGAAGCGAAGCCCUUUUGUCCUUUGACGGGGAAGUCUGUGGUUCAAGUCGAAAAGGAGAGAUGAUUGAGUUCUGUCGUCUUAACUUAAGAAGUCAUUGCUACACUGCAUAUAGUAGAUUUGUAGUUAACUUAGUACAUCAUCUGUUUCUGUCUAUAAAAGUGAUACUUGUUUCUAUUCAAUGUGAUGUAAUUUAUUGUUUCUAGAUUUAUAGCAACGGCUUCUUUCGUUUGGUGUUGGUGGAGGAGGGUUUUAAACUCUGUAUUUAAACAAUGUUUGCUUUGAAAUGAAUUUUUUUUAUUUCUGCAUCAGGUCGGAAUUUAAGUUGUUAGCAUAAUUGAAUUUGGUAAUGUUUUUGUAGUUAACAAGUAAAAUAAUCUGAUGCUAUUUGUUUGCUUUCUCUUUGGAUCAGGUAUUUAACAUCCGUAGUCAUGACCGCUUUCUGGGAAGGAAAAAUGGCUAGGGGUUGUCAAAUGUAAUACUUUUUCUCGUAUUAUGCUUACUGCUCCAGUUAAGUAAAGACUCAGAGGAAGUGUAUUGAGACUGUUAGGGAAAAUGGAGUGCAAUAAAGAUGAUGCGGUCAAGGCUAAGGAACUUGCUGAGAGGAAGUUUGCAGAAAAAAAUUAUGCUAGUGCUAAGAAGUUUGUUUUGAAGGCUCUAACUUUGUGUCCCGAGCUUGAGGGUCUCUCCCAAAUGUUGACUAUACUUGAUGUUUACAUCUCUUCGGAGAAUAAAAUUAAUGGGGAAGCAGAUUGGUAUGGAGUACUUAGUGUUACUCCGUGUGCUGAUGAUGAGACGAUUAAGAAAGAGUAUAGAAAGUUGGCUUUCAUGCUUCAUCCGGAUAAAAACAAGUGUUUUGGUGCAGAAGGCGCAUUUAAGUUGGUUUCAGAGGCCUGGACUUUGUUAUCAGACAAGGCCAAGAGGGUAGCAUAUAACCACAAGAGGAAUGUACAAGGGUUUCAACAGGAAGCAGUGUCCUGUACUGGGGGUCCGUCAGUGCAACAUAGUGCAAGCACAUUUCAAAAUUGUAUGAAUAGUAUCAGGAAGACUGUAAAAGCGUCUCAACAGGAAGUUGCACACCGUAGCGGAGGUCCGUCAACUCAACCUAGUGCAAGUACCUUUCAGAAUGUUACGGAUGCGAGUACCCAGCAACCUAGUGCAUCUACCUUUCAGAAUGUUAUGAAUGCGAGGACCCAGCGUGGUUCCACCCAUAUACCUUCAUAUGCAAAAGCUGCUACAUUUUGGACCAUCUGCAACCAUUGCAAAACUCAUUAUCAGUAUGUCAGAAUGUAUCUACAUCAUCUUCUUGUCUGUCCUAAUUGUAAGAAGACUUUCUUGGCUGUAGAACAGGCUCCACCUGCGGAGAUUUUCAAGUCGUCCAAGAGCUCUUCUUCCCAGCAGCGUCAGAAUUCAAGACACUAUGCGGCUGGUGGUAACUCAAAUAGUUCUGCAAGAAACUGUGCUGCAGCUCAAAAUGUAGGAGCUGGGGGGUCUUCAGGUCCUAAUUCAAACAACAACACAAACUUAAAGCAGGGCUCUGCCACCCAAGUGACAAGUAUCGGUAGCACAGUUGCAUCGGGUCACGCUGCUGUGGAUGCGGUUCUGCAGGCAAGUGAGAAUAUGAAUAGAAAUUCAGAGCGGAGACAGUCAAUUGCUGAAUGGGAAAGAAGUCAAAAUUUGAAGGGAAAUCCUACAUUGAAAAAGAGAAGAACGGAUGAUCCUCAUUUGAACGGGUAUGAUAAAAAAAGGGCUAAUCAAAUGUCCAUGGGAAAUGGUGGAGCCGACGUGCGAGGUAUAUCUGAGUUGAGUAAAGGUAAUGCUGGAACAAAAAGAAUUUAUGAUUUCUCUAGUACACAGGACAAACCUAAGGUCCUCAGAGAGGUUCCAUAUCCGGUAAUAAGAAAAGUUCUAAUAGAGACGGCACUAACUUCGAUUCGCAAUUUUCUUGCGCGGAGCUCAGCAACUGAAGCAAAGCAGGCAAACAAAAAGCAAGAAACUGUGAAAGUAAAAAAGAAACAGAAGAGUGUGGUAAAUGUUGACACAAGCACAAACAGUGAUCCAGAUGUAGAGGAUAAGUCACCAAUGCCGAUCAAUGUUCCAGACCCCGAUUUUCAUAAUUUUGACUUGGAUCGAACUGAAAGAUCCUUUGGAGAGGACCAAGUUUGGGCUGCAUAUGAUAAUGAUGGCAUGCCCCGUUAUUAUGGUCGAAUUCAAAAGGUGAUCUCCUUGAAGCCGUUUAAGAUGCGGGUCAGUUGGCUUAACUCGAGAAGCAACAAUGAAUUGGGUACGCUGAACUGGGUUAAUUGGACAAAAGGCACACGAGGGAUGAUUCGCGUAUUUCCUACAAGGGGCGAAAUCUGGGCUCUAUAUAGGAACUGGUCCCCUGAUUGGAGUCAGCAUACCCCAGAUGCAGUAAUCAACAGAUAUGACAUGGUGGAACUGCUUGACGGCUUUACUGAGGAACACGGUGUGUCUGUCGCUCCUCUAUCUAAGGUCGCUGGUUUUAAAACAGUGUUUCGUAAGCACACAGACCCCAGGGAAGUGAAAAGGAUUCCUAAAGAGGAGAUGUUCCGUUUCUCGCAUCGGGUCCCUAGUCACUUACUUACAGGUGAAGAAGCUCAUAAUGCUCCAAAGGGUUGUUGGGAAUUGGAUCCAGCAGCUCUCCCUUCGGAGCUUUAUCAAGUUAUAACAGAAGCUCGUGAUGCACCAGUGAAACAGAAUGAUGGUAAAACAAAUGAAGAGAUUCCGAAACCUCUACCAAUGAUGACCGACGACAAUGGUACAUGCCAAGUCGGCCAAGGAAACUGAAGCCAUAAGCGCGCCCCACCCGUAGAUUAUGGACGUUGCUGAAGAUAAUACCGGUCUAGCUAGGUUUGGACCUUUUGUUUUUGCUAACCCCUUUUGUUUUUGGUAAGGCCUGCUGCAAGUGUACAUGUUGCUGCAUUAUUUGCAGCAAUUGGUUAGCAGGUGGUGGUGGUGGUGGUACCAUCUUUCUUUUUGCAUUUUGUGGAACAUGAAAGGUCAGAUGGUGAUUAGGUUUUAGUAAAGUUGGAAACUUUUGUAUACUUUUAUGCCUGAUCUCUCUGAAAGAUAAGGUUCUUUGGCAUCAUGGGUUUAACUUUUACUUACAUCCUUCAGUGUACUGGUUACUGCAGUAAUAUUUACUUUUCCAUCUGUGAACUAUGAUUUGGCUCACAGAUACA